Hipposideros armiger (great roundleaf bat) is the source of this 2177-nucleotide messenger RNA. RefSeq names its product LIM homeobox 4 (gene LHX4). The transcript is spliced from 6 exons. The coding region runs from base 259 to 1383 and encodes 374 amino acids. Lineage: Eukaryota; Metazoa; Chordata; Mammalia; Chiroptera; Hipposideridae. Gene Ontology annotation, cellular component: nucleus. The record is from RefSeq and is a predicted model, not a curated record. Gene Ontology annotation, biological process: neuron differentiation; regulation of transcription by RNA polymerase II. Gene Ontology annotation, molecular function: DNA-binding transcription factor activity, RNA polymerase II-specific; RNA polymerase II transcription regulatory region sequence-specific DNA binding; zinc ion binding.
UUCUUUGAAAGGGAUCUGCAGGGCGAAACUAAUCAGAAAGGAGAGGAAUUACUAGCCAAGGGGUUCGGGAUAUAACCCCGAGCAGCAGGAAGUUAGAGGAAGGAGGAAGGACCAAAGCUGGGUGUACUGGCCUCUUGACACGCCGAAAACAAAGCGGGUUUAAGGCAAGAAUGUGGGCUGAACGCUCUGGGGAUUAGAGCAGCGCGAGUCCUCCAGGCGUCUUGGAGACCGCCUGUGCGGCUGCGAACACCAGGGUCGAUGUUUUUAAAACCGGGUCCUCCUAGAGAGAUCCCCCAGUGCGCUGGCUGCAACCAGCAUAUCCUGGACAAGUUCAUCCUGAAGGUCCUGGACAGACACUGGCACAGCUCCUGCCUCAAGUGUGCAGAUUGCCAGAUGCAGCUGGCUGACAGGUGCUUCUCCAGGGCCGGGAGCGUCUACUGCAAGGAGGACUUCUUCAAGCGCUUCGGCACAAAAUGCACGUCCUGCCAGCAAGGCAUCCCCCCGACCCAGGUGGUCCGCAAGGCGCAGGACUUCGUCUACCACCUGCACUGCUUUGCCUGCAUCAUCUGCAACCGGCAGCUGGCCACGGGGGACGAGUUCUACCUCAUGGAGGAUGGGCGGCUGGUGUGCAAGGAGGACUACGAGACGGCCAAGCAGAACGAUGACUCAGAGGCCGGAGCUAAGCGGCCUCGGACCACCAUCACAGCGAAGCAGCUGGAAACGUUAAAGAAUGCCUACAAGAACUCCCCCAAGCCCGCCCGGCAUGUGAGGGAGCAGCUCUCCUCAGAGACAGGCCUGGACAUGAGGGUCGUACAGGUUUGGUUUCAGAACAGAAGGGCCAAGGAGAAGCGCCUGAAGAAGGACGCAGGGCGGCAUCGCUGGGGCCAGUUCUAUAAGAGCGUCAAGAGGAGCCGGGCAGGCAGCAAGCAGGAGAAGGAGAGCUCUGCCGAGGACUGUGGGGUUAGUGACAGUGAGCUGAGCUUCCGAGAGGAUCAAAUUCUCUCAGAACUUGGCCACACCAAUAGGAUUUAUGGCAACGUGGGGGACGUUACAGGCGGACAGUUAAUGAAUGGGAGCUUCUCCAUGGACGGGACAGGACAAUCCUAUCAGGACUUGAGGGAUGGGAGCCCCUAUGGAAUCCCCCAGUCUCCAUCCUCCAUAUCGUCCCUGCCAUCCCACGCGCCUUUGCUCAAUGGGCUGGAUUACACGGUGGACAGUAAUUUGGGCAUCAUUGCGCAUGCAGGGCAGGGAGUGAGCCAGACGCUGAGAGCCAUGGCUGGGGGACCCACCUCCGACAUCUCCACAGGAAGCAGUGUAGGCUAUCCCGACUUCCCAACGAGCCCAGCCUCUUGGCUCGAUGAAAUGGAGCACCCUCCUUUUUAAACAUCUCUCCUCCCCACCCUACCUGUCCUUCUGGCUUGAGAGAAUAGCUUCAAGGAUCAAAACAGACUGACCUUUGUAGGAUCAAAAGUGCGCCAAUGUGAAUUUCCAUUAUUUUCAAUGGAAGGAAGUCCUCUGUUGAUCCCUCGGAGGCCACCGCUCUUGGGCGUUGUUCUCCCGGGGAAGAGGCCGAGAGCUGCCUCCUCUCAGAGCACAGCACAGGGCACAGAGCCUAGAGCGCUAGGGUGCUGGCUUGCUGGCUCCCUUCCCCCACCCUGCUUAAAGGCUUUGGCUGCUCAGUGCUUGGUGGCACAGGCGACUGUGUGGGGCCACCUUGGUCUUUGGGAACUCUGCUCCAGCUGGUGUGUCUCAUGAGGUGCCUCCCAAACCAGUGCUCUUGCCAGAACGAAGCUUCUUAAGGCAGCGACAUCACAGCCCUUAUGCAUAAUAAAUGAUCUCUGGACCACCCUUAUUGAACCCUAAUUUCCGAAAUAAAAAAAGUCACUUAUUAUUAAAGGUCAGUGGAAACUUGGAUGGCCACAGUUUGAUAUUGAAAACAUGCCCCCCCCCACCCCGCUCCUUUUUUUCUUCUGCUGUGAAAAAAAUAUGACUUCUUCCCUUCCCAGAAGUACAAGCCUGAGAAUAUUUGUUGGUUUUGGUUUGUAAGAACUCCCAUCCCUGACGGCAAGAAGUGGUUUUCAUUGCAGGUGACUCUGAGGCUGGAGCUGAGUGGCCGUGGACCAUCACAGCGGCUGCCCGACGAGUCCCCUCGGAGCACAAUGUGCCUUUUUAAUUUG